GUUCUACUUCCGGUAGGGAAAGGAAAAGAAAGAGCACUGUCGGAAGUAAGGAAGGUGCUGUGUAAUCACCAAGGAGCCGAGGCGCUUGCAUCUCCUAAAAUGCCGGAUUACCUCGGCGCCGACCAGCGGAAAACCAAAGAGGAUGAGAAGGACGACAAGCCCAUCCGAGCUCUGGAUGAGGGGGAUAUUGCCUUGCUGAAAACUUACGGUCAAAGCACAUACUCCAGGCAGAUCAAGCAGGUGGAAGAUGAUAUUCAACAACUUCUCAAGAAAAUUAAUGAGCUCACUGGUAUUAAAGAGUCUGACACUGGCCUGGCGCCUCCAGCGCUCUGGGAUUUGGCUGCAGAUAAGCAGACUCUGCAGAGCGAGCAGCCUUUGCAGGUGGCGAGGUGUACAAAGAUAAUCAAUGCCGAUUCAGAGGACCCAAAAUAUAUUAUCAAUGUAAAGCAGUUUGCCAAGUUUGUGGUAGACCUCAGCGAUCAGGUGGCACCUACUGACAUUGAAGAAGGCAUGAGAGUUGGUGUGGACAGAAAUAAGUAUCAAAUUCACAUUCCCCUGCCUCCUAAGAUUGACCCGACGGUGACCAUGAUGCAGGUGGAGGAAAAACCUGAUGUCACAUACAGUGAUGUUGGUGGGUGUAAGGAGCAGAUUGAGAAGUUGCGAGAAGUGGUUGAAACUCCACUACUUCAUCCGGAGCGGUUCGUUAACCUGGGCAUUGAGCCUCCGAAGGGCGUGCUGCUGUUCGGGCCCCCGGGCACAGGCAAGACGCUCUGUGCCAGGGCGGUUGCCAACAGGACUGAUGCGUGCUUCAUCCGGGUUAUUGGAUCCGAGCUUGUGCAGAAAUACGUCGGUGAGGGCGCUCGAAUGGUUCGUGAGCUCUUUGAAAUGGCCAGAACAAAAAAAGCCUGCCUUAUCUUCUUUGAUGAAAUCGAUGCCAUUGGAGGGGCCCGGUUUGACGAUGGUGCUGGCGGUGACAAUGAAGUGCAGAGAACCAUGCUGGAACUGAUCAAUCAGCUGGAUGGCUUUGACCCUCGUGGGAACAUUAAGGUGCUGAUGGCCACUAACAGACCCGAUACUCUGGACCCAGCGCUGAUGAGGCCGGGGAGACUGGACAGAAAGAUUGAGUUCAGCUUGCCUGAUUUAGAGGGUCGGACUCACAUCUUUAAGAUUCAUGCUCGUUCAAUGAGUGUUGAAAGAGACAUCCGAUUUGAACUGUUAGCACGACUGUGUCCAAAUAGCACUGGUGCUGAAAUUAGAAGUGUCUGCACAGAAGCUGGUAUGUUUGCCAUCCGGGCGCGGCGAAAAAUCGCGACUGAGAAGGAUUUCCUGGAAGCUGUAAAUAAGGUCAUUAAGUCUUACGCCAAGUUCAGUGCUACUCCUCGCUACAUGACAUACAACUGAGCCGCAGAGGCUUUCAAAUGAAAGCAGCUGUAGUCGGGAUCCUGAGCGUACAUAGACUUGUUAACAACCACCUCACAAAAAAUAAAUGUUUCAAAAUUG
Molecule: messenger RNA, 1500 nt
Organism: Chinchilla lanigera (long-tailed chinchilla)
Lineage: Eukaryota; Metazoa; Chordata; Mammalia; Rodentia; Chinchillidae
Gene: Psmc2
Product: proteasome 26S subunit, ATPase 2
Exons: 12
Coding region: 100-1401 (433 amino acids)
Biological process (GO): proteasome-mediated ubiquitin-dependent protein catabolic process
Cellular component (GO): proteasome regulatory particle, base subcomplex
Molecular function (GO): proteasome-activating activity; ATP hydrolysis activity; ATP binding
Source: RefSeq, a predicted model, not a curated record